Molecule: messenger RNA, 393 nt
Organism: Aureobasidium melanogenum CBS 110374
Lineage: Eukaryota; Fungi; Ascomycota; Dothideomycetes; Dothideales; Saccotheciaceae
Exons: 1
Source: RefSeq, a predicted model, not a curated record
GACCCUUUACCUCCACCACGACUCCCGAGUCCACGGAAAGAACCUUUUAAUCCACACCAUCCUACUCCACAACCCCUUACCGAGGACGAGAUAUGGCUUGAACAACUCAAACCUGUUAUGCAGUACAACUCCGAGACUCCUUGGCCGGCAUCCUUUUAUGAACAACCUUUCCAAGCCCCAGCGUGGUAUUCAGCGUGUCCAGAGGGUUACGAGCCGACAACUCUUACCGGAUAUCCCAUCAGAAGGCAGUAUCCAACUUAUGUACCUGCAGCCCAUGACCCAGACUUGGUGCGUGAUGAGUAUGGACACUACUGUGUUGACCUCAGAGAGACAAGAGAAUGGGGUCAAUGUUGCAUGGGCAAGUGUAAGGGAUGCGAGAUUUGUCGUCCAGGC